AAAGAAGCCAUGGCCAUGAUGAAACAAAUCGUCCACUGGGUGAGAGUGGACAACUCUGGCCUCGGCAUACCACUGGUCCCUCCAAAAGCCACGUCAUCACUGGGCGUUCCCAUGAUGCUCCUCUGCCUGAUCGACCAGAUGGAGACGAUGGACCCCGCCCAUGGCGCCAACUUCAACGACCUGGCAGACUGGUGCAUCGCGCGUGUGCUCAAGCACGUGCAGAGAAACGGGACUGUGGUGUUAGAAACUGUGAGCGAGGACGGGGAGGAGGUUGGUGGGAGCGCUGGACGACUCAUGAACCCAGGCCACGUCAUAGAGGCUGGCUGGUUCUUGCUGGAAAGAGCUGGAAAGAGCGGGAAUGAGGAGCUGCAGAAGACGGCAUUGGAGACUUUUAUGCUGGAGGCCUUCCAUAGAGGCUGGGACACUGAGCAUGGGGGUAUCUUGUACUUUGUCGAUGUCGAUGGAAGACCGCCGGCACAGCUGGAGUGGGAUAUGAAGCUGUGGUGGCCUCACAACGAAGCAAUGAUCGCAUUCCUUAAGGCUUACAAACACACAUCGGACGAGAAAUACUUGGAAAAGUUUGCCCAGGUCUUUGAUUACUCGUACCAACACUUCGCUGAUACCCAGAAAGGCGAGUGGUUCGGCUACCUGAGCAGAGAAGGGCAAGUCAAAAUCAACGCUAAAGGAGGUCCCUGGAAAGGCUGCUUUCACGUGCCGAGAUCUCUCAUGAUGUGUGAACAACUACUCCACGAAAUCCUGCAGACCCAGUGACGUCAUAGAUGUGUGUUAGCCAAAGAUGAAUGGUGUUAUCGUAGCGAAAUGUAAAUGUCACCAACAACCACCACCACUGACUGGAACUGGAAGGAUCAGAGACUUUUUCAGGGGAAAUUGAUUUUGUUUUCUGGGGACAUUUUUACUUGUAUUCAUAGUUGUUCUCGGGUCUUCCCCUUGUAAAUUACCCAUUUUUGUUGCUGUUUUUUUAAAGUCUGAAAAUGGCAAACUGUGGCUACGUUUUAUAAGAUGUGUUAACUAUUGCCAUGACAUUAUGUGAUAAUGCAUGUCUUUUUCUCGGCUUCUUAUUCAACGUAUGUUAAAAUGUUGAUAAAGGUGAAUCAUUAAUAUUAUUCAUGAAACAAAAUCGAUACACGGAUAACAUAUUAAUAUACAGUGGAAACCUGAUAUAACAGGGGUGGUGGGACCACAGAAAAAGUCCUGUUAUAU
Aplysia californica (California sea hare) is the source of this 1221-nucleotide messenger RNA. RefSeq names its product N-acylglucosamine 2-epimerase. The record is from RefSeq and is a predicted model, not a curated record. Gene Ontology annotation, biological process: carbohydrate metabolic process; N-acetylmannosamine metabolic process; N-acetylglucosamine metabolic process. Gene Ontology annotation, molecular function: N-acylglucosamine 2-epimerase activity. Lineage: Eukaryota; Metazoa; Mollusca; Gastropoda; Aplysiida; Aplysiidae.